ACAAAUUCCAAUAAUACCCUCAAAACUCGACCGUUGGAGACACACACCACCGACAUCUACACCCACUCAGUGUGAGUGAUGAGUCUGUGAAUCAAACAAAAAGAAUCGAAAUCAGACAAGAAACAGUUGAAUUUAGCUUAAAGAUGACGAUGCAAGAAAGUUUAGAAACACAAUCAAACCCUAACCCAGUAAUCAGCAUCUUCAACAAUGAUCAAAACCCUAAAUUAUCGCCCUAUGAACAGUCAAGAAAUGAUAGAAUUAAAUCAAACCUCGAAAGAAUGCAAAAUUUGGGUCUGGUUAAUCUCUCUCGUCAGCUCAACUCCCUUACUUCUCCUAAACGUACCCCGAGAAAUAACCCGUCAUCGGAAAAAUAUUGUUCCCCGUUGCCGCCUUCUGGGCCCACCAGAAGAUCCUCUAGGUUGCACAAUGCGACGCCUGUUAGUUACUCGGAAGCAGCAUUGACAAAGAGGGAUGGAUUAUGGGAGGAUAAGGGUGUAAGGCUAGAGGAGGGUUCGAAGCCGGAGGUUUAUACAGAAGAACACGAGAAGCUGUUAGGCAACACUGAGAGGAGCUGGACUCUUUUCGUGGAUGGAUGUGGGAGUGAUGGAAAGCGGGUAUAUGAUCAAGUUAAGGGAAAAACUUGCCACCAAUGCAGGCAGAAAACGCUAGGUCACCGUACUCACUGCUGCAAAUGCCAACUAGUCCAAGGACAGUUUUGUGGAGAUUGUCUAUACAUGAGAUACGGGGAACAUGUACUUGAAGCUCUAGAAGAUCCUAAUUGGAUAUGCCCUGCUUGUCGUGGAAUUUGCAACUGCAGUUUGUGUCGCCAAGCAAAGGGUUGGGCUCCCACCGGAGCUCUUUACAGGAAGAUAUCAAGUUUGGGCUAUAAGUCAGUUGCACAUUAUCUCAUUCAAACCCGAAGGUCGCAAACUACAGGAGAGGUUAAUUUGCCCACUGUCAAUCAAGUUUCAGCAAAAAGGUCAUUGCCCUUUUCAGACAUGGAGACACCAUCGAACAUGUCUCCACAUAUCAAAGAUGAACAAAGUAAGCAAUUAAUGGCCCAAUCUGAAGAUACAAAACAUGAUGAUGAGUUGAAGAGUGUGAAAGAGGAAGGAUUGCCAUACAACAGAAAUCUGAGCACUGCUGGUCAGAAUGAAAAAGAGAAACCACCGCCUAACAGUGCAAAUCUCGAAUCUUAUGGUCAGGAAAAUAUCCCCGUUUCAGGAAAUGAUACACAGUCUGGGAUCCUGGAGCCAUUAGGAAGCGAGUUAAAGAAUGAGAAAGACGGGAAACUGCUCGACAAUGGAAAUCUUGAUGCUGCUGAUCAGAACGAAAAAGAGUAAUCACCUAACAAUGGAAAUCUCGAAUCCAAUGGUCAGGCAACGAUCCCCAUUUUAACAAAAUAUACAGAGUCUGAGAUCCUGGAGUCUUUAGGAAGUGAGUCAAAGAAUGAGAAAGACGGGAAACUGCUCAACAAUGGAAAUCUAUAUACUGGUAGUCAGACAAAGAUGCCCAUAUUAGAAAGUGAAACACAGUCUGAGAUCAUGGAGAGUAAAGGAAGCGAGUUAAAGAAUGAGAAAGACGUGCAACUGCUCAACAAUGGAAAUAUCAAUACCAGUAGUCAGGCAAAGAUGUCAUCAAUGCCCGUUUCAGAAAGUGAACAACCUGAAAUUAUAAAAUCAGCAGAGGUCGACCACAGAAAUAUUUCUGAUGCUGAGCAGUCCACAAAAGGUAGUUUAUCUGAUCAUGAACAAGAAAAGAAAUUGCAUGUUGAGGGUGGUGACAGACAUGCUGAUGAUCCCAUUGGCACAUUAGAGAGGACGACGAUCCUCAAGAAGAAAUCUGUACGCACUGCUGAACUGAGUCCAGACAGUAUUGGUGGAAGAUUGCGGCAGAGACGUAGAAUGAGUAGAGGCUGAGAUAUGGAGGGAGGGCUCUGGUUUCGUUUUUUGCGUCAGCUAGUUUCAGGAUAGGUAAAUUUUGUCAAAUUCACCAACUUUUGUAAUAGGCCUUUUAUAGGCUGUUUUUGGUGAAUUAUUCUGUACAAUCUUUGGCAUAGAGUAUGUAAAGAAUAACUUAUUCAGAAACUAUAGUGUUGAAGUAGAACUAGUUCAUCAAAAACUGACAGAUUUGCUGCA
Molecule: messenger RNA, 2138 nt
Organism: Mercurialis annua (annual mercury)
Lineage: Eukaryota; Viridiplantae; Streptophyta; Magnoliopsida; Malpighiales; Euphorbiaceae
Exons: 5
Coding region: 144-1343 (399 amino acids)
Biological process (GO): regulation of DNA-templated transcription
Cellular component (GO): nucleus
Source: RefSeq, a predicted model, not a curated record